Trichoderma aggressivum f. europaeum is the source of this 591-nucleotide messenger RNA. RefSeq lists its product as uncharacterized. The record is from RefSeq and is a predicted model, not a curated record. The transcript is spliced from 2 exons. Bases 1 to 591 code for a protein of 196 amino acids. NCBI's taxonomy places the organism in Eukaryota, Fungi, Ascomycota, Sordariomycetes, Hypocreales, Hypocreaceae.
AUGCACGCCGGCCGUUUACUUUUGGAGAAGAGUUCUCGCUUCCCACGUUUGACGCUGGCCAGAUGCAGUGGCGAGUUUGCCGUUGACAGUCUUUCACAUGUCAAGAACGCAUCGCUGACGCAUUUGCUGUACGAAGACGCGCUGCUGGGCGAUGGUGUGGACAAGGUUGCCGGACGGCCGUUUACCGUGACGGACAGAGGGAAACCAGUGCGAUUUGACGAUAUUCAUCUCCUCCUGGACACGGCGAGUACGAUGGGCCUGCGCAUGAGUUAUCCGCCGCCGGUGCUGAUGCUGGUGCUCUCGUAUCUGGUGGAGUGGUACGGCCUGUUGGUGAAUGCGGUGCCGUUUCUGGCUAGGUUGUUGAGUGAGACGGGAGAGGCUAUUAGGUGGGCGCAGUCGGGGGUUUACGCGACGAGUUUGAAUUAUUCUGUGGACGAUGAGGAGGCGAGGAGGAGGCCGGAGGAGGGGGGUGUUGGAUGUGAGGCGAGUUGUACGACGGUGGAGGGGUUGUGUGCUCAGGUUGUGGAUUGGAACGAGUGGGUUGAAGAUGGGAUGGAGAUGGAUAAAGAUAGAAAGAAGAAGAUGUUGUAA